Trichomonas vaginalis G3 is the source of this 1125-nucleotide messenger RNA. RefSeq names its product protein farnesylation. Gene Ontology annotation, biological process: protein farnesylation. The record is from RefSeq and is a predicted model, not a curated record. Gene Ontology annotation, cellular component: protein farnesyltransferase complex. Bases 1 to 1125 code for a protein of 374 amino acids. Lineage: Eukaryota; Parabasalia; Trichomonadida; Trichomonadidae. Gene Ontology annotation, molecular function: protein farnesyltransferase activity. The transcript has a single exon.
AUGGAUUUUGAUUUAUAUACUUUGGAAUAUGAUGAUGAAGGAAUUCCAACAAAAACCUCCGAAAUGCAAAAGGAGAAGUGCAAUUAUAUAAAAUGUCUUAGAUCAAGAACCGUAGAUUGGAAUCUUGGUGAUCAUAUUGGUUUUCUUUCAAAUUUAAUUAAUAAAUCAUCAGUGAAAGGUCAAAGAUCCGAGUCUAUAAUACCAGUUUAUGCAGCAUAUUCAUUAGCUGCAUUUCCAAUUCUUGGAAUUGAUCAAAGUGAAAAAUUUCCAAUGGUGCGUUCAAAAAUGGAACAGUUUUUAUCACACAGAAUGACAGAGUCAGGCCAAUUUUCUGGAUUUUCAGAGGAUAAUUGCAAUAUUAUUACAAACUUGCAAGCAAUUACAGCCUUAUCCAUAUGUGGCGAUGAAAAUGCAUAUAAGUUAAUAGAUAGAUCCAAAAUGUAUAACUUUCUUAUGAGUCUGAAGCAAAAUGAUGGUUCAUUUUCAGCUUCACUAGAUUCUGAGAUAGACUUACGCUCUACAUACGCUGCACUUGCAAUUGCAAACAUUCUCAACAUUAUGACACCCGAAUUAACAAAAGAUGUUCUUAAAUUUACUAAAAGUUGCUUUAAUUACGACGGAGGCUUUUCUCCUACCCCAUUUUGUGAGUCCCAUGGCGGUUUUGUCCAUUGUGGUGUCGGAAUCCUAUACAUUUUGAACGCGUUAGACGAAAUCGACCUAAAUUUAGUUGUCAGAUACAUUGCAAUGCGUCAAGAUGAGUUCGCAGGAGGUUUUAAUGGCCGCACGAACAAACUCGUUGAUUCCUGCUACUCCUGGUGGAUGGGAACAGCCGCCAGAAUCAUUUCAAACCAUUUGAAAAUCCCUGAAUUUUGGAAUGUCGACGCCAUGUCCCAAUACAUUCUCAGGUCGUCACAGAUACACAGUGGAGGGUUCUGUGACUCCCCUCCAAACGAUCCUGAUCCUUUACACACUUGUUAUUCAAUGGCCGGCCUUUGUGUUGUUGGAUCUGGCGAAAGAGUUAAAGUGGUUUUGCCUGUUUUAGAUUUGACUAUUCCUGCUCCAAAGGAAUCUGUCGAUAGAAUGAAAAAAUACUUCUCUGACCAAGGAGUUUUUGUUUAUAAAUAA